This is a messenger RNA of Erigeron canadensis, 1946 nucleotides long. Its product is annotated as small RNA degrading nuclease 1. Gene Ontology annotation, molecular function: exonuclease activity; nucleic acid binding. Gene Ontology annotation, cellular component: nucleus. Bases 80 to 1597 code for a protein of 505 amino acids. Lineage: Eukaryota; Viridiplantae; Streptophyta; Magnoliopsida; Asterales; Asteraceae. The transcript has 12 exons. The record is from RefSeq and is a predicted model, not a curated record.
AAACCCUAAAAUAAUUUCCUCUGAAACUUUCCAACCUCACUGAAAAAAAAAAAAAAUACUCCUAAGCAACACCCUUUCAAUGGAGAAGAUAGAAAAAGCUACCAAAGAGGUUUUGGUUGACAUAGUGAAGUUGGCACAAAAGAGAGGAAUGAAAGGUAGUAAUGGAGGUUGGAAGGAUUUCUUGGCUGUUUAUGAUAAGAACGGGGUCAGUUUAAGUGAUCCCGCACGGCGCUCCGAAGAGGCGUUGAUUGGUUUUUUGAAAACAUUUACCAAUGCUGAUGAUUUGAAGUUUUUUGAGAAAGUUUUGGAAAAUCAUGAAAGUUUGGAACAUAUUAAGAAGAAAUCAGAUAAACUGUCUCCUGAACAGGAGCUGGUGUACAAGACUAUUGGUCAUCCACAAUAUACACUAACUUAUACAUUUCCGGUACAUGAAGAGGGGUGGUUAGUUACAAAGAGUAGAAAAAAGAAUAAGGCAACGAGAUCUAAUACAAUGAUUGCUGUUGAUUGUGAGAUGGUACUCUGUGAAGAUGGCACCGAGGCCUUGGUUAGGGUUUGUGUCGUUGACCGUGAUUUACAGGUAAAACUUGAUGAACUUGUUAAACCGGAGAAAGUGGUUACUGAUUAUCGAACUCAUAUAACUGGCGUUGCUGCUAAAGACUUAGAAAAAGUAACUUGCUCAUUACAAGAUGUACAGAUAUCUAUGAUGAAGUUGCUAUCAAGAGGAACCAUAUUGGUUGGGCACAGUCUAAAUAAUGAUUUACAAGCACUCAAGAUUGAACACACAAGAAUAAUUGAUACCUCCCUCAUCUUCAAAUUUUGGAGUGGCUCCAAUUUUAGGAGACCCUCUUUAAAUGAUCUGUGUAAGUCUGUUUUGAAGUAUGAACUUCGGAAGGAAGGUGCUCCUCAUGAUUGUCUGGAGGAUGCACGUGCAGCAAUGAAACUUGCUCUUGCUAAAAUACAAGGGGUAGAUGAUAACGCUAUUCCGUUGACUCAGAAUGAAGUACCUGAAGCAGAUACAAUGAAGCUACUUUGUCACCGCAUACCUAUCGGCAUUCCUGGAGAAAAGUUACUUGAAAUUAUUCCUGGAGAUUUCACAGUUGAAUUGAAGCCAAAUAAGAAAGCUGGAGGAGACAGAUAUACAGCUUUAGCAGUUUUUAAGAGCAAACAGGAGGCGGAUGACGCUUUUGAGGGGCUUGUUGGUGACCUAGCUAAAGAUUCAUCUGGGAGGCCACAGAAGUUAAUUUACUUUAAACUGGAUUCGGGUGUAGCUGGCAGUAUUUAUGUUCGUAAGAUGGUCCAAGAUGGCGAUAAGGUCCAAGUAGUAUCAAAUAAGAGGCCAUCUGAAGAUGAGAUGCCUACUCAGCCGAAGAAGUUAAAGACAGAAGAGACACUGAAAAAUUUAACGGAAAAUGAGUUACCGAGCCGUUUAAAUACAGAUGAGAAACCAGAAUCAAAAGAAAGUGUCCAAUGUAACAGCUGUGAUGGUUAUAUGAGAGAAAUUGAGAGCCUAAAGAAAAAAUUAAGUGAACGAGAGCAAGAGAUAUCAAUGUUACACAAGAUCAUAGUUUCUCAGGUAAGGAAACAGUCCGAUCUCUGACUAAAGAUUUCUUAGCAUCAGCUAUCACAGGGGAUUCAAAAUUGGAUCAAGUGCCUCCAAAAGCUUGACAUAAAAGAUCAUGGAGUGCUACUGUAUUGCUAAAAAUCAAGUUACCCACAAAGGUGUAAUUACCAUCAAAAAUUUUGGAAUCUAUGUUUCUAUUUUUGUUAUGUAACAUGUUUACACUAGUUAAUUGCAGCCUAGGCUUGCUAUUGUAGGUUUUUCAUACUUAAUUCUUUUUACUUUUUAGAUACGAGGAUGUGUAUUAUGAGCUUGCAAGUGCAAUCGCUUCGUGUUCUUAAUUUUUGUCAAGCUUUAACAGUUUCUUUGAGAGAUGAUCUUUGUGUCA